This is a messenger RNA of Oncorhynchus mykiss (rainbow trout), 6100 nucleotides long. It is a transcript of the gene slc8a1a, whose product is annotated as solute carrier family 8 member 1a. Gene Ontology annotation, molecular function: calcium:sodium antiporter activity. NCBI's taxonomy places the organism in Eukaryota, Metazoa, Chordata, Actinopteri, Salmoniformes, Salmonidae. Gene Ontology annotation, biological process: sodium ion transmembrane transport; cell communication; calcium ion import across plasma membrane. Gene Ontology annotation, cellular component: sarcolemma; postsynapse; axon. The record is from RefSeq and is a predicted model, not a curated record.
AGAGAGUGAGAGAGAGCAGUCCCGAGGAAGCGCGCGUUGAGAGCCCAUGAUUGUCUCUAGUCGGCUAUCUACAGUGUGGCAGAACAUUUCGAUUUUUUUGGGUACGAAGGGUUUACCUAUACAACAACUCAAGAUGUAUUGACGAUGGCGCAACCUACAUCAUUGUUUUAUAAAGGGUUGGAAAUGGAGGAUUUCUCAAGUACUUCUGUAUCCUUUCUUCAACCUCAAAUUAUUUUUGAGUAGUUUAGAAAUUCCGUUCCCCAUUACGUGGAUUAAUACGGUGAAAGGAAGAGUUGGCGCAUAACACCUCGUCAGAAUCAUGGGUCAAACUGGGACAUCAUCUUUCCUCUUCUGCACUCUUCAACUCACAGUGUUGUUGGCAGUUUUUUCAUCUGAAAUUACAUUUGUUACAGCGGUGAAUUCAAACCCAAGCCUCGGAACAAACUCUUCCAUUGGCAACCAGACUAACAAGAAGUGUGAUUCAGUGGGUACUGAAUGCAAAGUGGGUGUCAUUCUGCCCAUAUGGUUACCAGAGAACCCAUCCUUUGGAGAUAAACUGGCAAGAGCCACAGUUUACUUUGUGGCCUUGUUUUACAUGUUCCUGGGGGUCUCUAUCAUUGCGGAUCGCUUCAUGGCAUCCAUCGAGGUAAUUACAUCACAAGAGAGGGAGAUCACCAUCAAGAAACCAAAUGGUGAAAAAGUGACAACCACUGUGCAUGUAUGGAAUGAGACAGUGUCCAACCUGACACUUAUGGCCCUGGGUUCCUCCGCCCCGGAGAUCCUACUGUCCGUCGUUGAGGUGUGCGGUCACAACUUUGACGCAGGUGAUCUGGGCCCGAACACCAUCGUUGGUAGUGCUGCCUUCAACAUGUUUGUUAUCAUUGGACUCUGUGUUUCUGUCAUUCCCGAUGGAGAGCACCGGAAAGUCAAACAUUUGAGGGUAUUUUUUGUUACCGCCACCUGGAGUAUAUUCGCGUACACCUGGCUUUAUCUCAUCUUGGCUGUCAUCUCACCGGGCAUCGUACAGGUGUGGGAGGGCCUUGUCACACUGUUUUUUUUCCCGUUGUGUGUAGGGAUGGCUUACGUUGCGGAUCGCAGACUUCUUGUCUAUAAGUACAUGUACAAGCGCUACCGCGCAGGGAAGCGAAGGGGGGUGAUCAUUGAGACGGAAGGGGAGGCUCAACUUCCUUCAAAGAUGGACAUUGAAAUGGAUGGGAAAAUGCUCAACUCAGAGGGCUUCAUGGACGGAGCGAUGGGUUUUGAUGAGAAAGACCUGGAUGAGGAGGAGGCCAGGAAGGAAAUGGCCCGGAUCCUGAAGGAACUGAAGCAGAAGCAUCCAGAGAAGGAGACGGAGCAGCUGAUAGAACUGGCCAACUACCAGGUAUUGACACAGCAGCAAAAGAGUCGCGCCUUCUACCGAUGCCAGGCUACCAGGAUCAUGACGGGAGCAGGGAAUGUACUGAAGAAGCAUGCAGCAGACCAAGCCAGGAAAGCUGUUGGUGCAUACGAGAUCCGCUCCGAAGUUUCGGAGAAUGACUUUUCGUCAAAGAUCUUCUUUGACCCCUGUACAUACCAGUGCUUGGAGAACUGCGGUACAGUGGCCUUGAAUGUAGUACGCCUUGGUGGGGACUUGACUAACACUGUUUCAGUGGAAUACCGUACCGAAGACGGCACAGCCAAUGCCGGCUCGGACUACCAGUUCACUGAGGGCGUUGUGGUGUUCAAACCUGGUGAGACUGAGAAGGAGAUCCGGAUAGACAUCAUUGACGAUGACAUCUUUGAAGAGGAUGAGCAUUUUCUGGUCCACCUUAGCAAUGUGAAGGUCAUAUCCGAGGGCACUGGCUACGGACAACCAAGGGCUAAUCACAUGGACACUUUGGCGGGCCUUGGCCUGCCCUGCUCAGCCACUGUGACUAUCUUUGACGAUGACCAUGCCGGGAUCUUUACUUUUGAAGAACCGGUAAUGACCGUGAGCGAGAGUGUCGGCAUGAUGGAAGUAAAGGUUCUUCGUACCUCAGGAGCGCGGGGACUAGUGGUCGUACCCUACAAGACCAUUGAGGGUACAGCAAAAGGAGGGGGAGAAGACUUUGAAGAUAUGCACGGAGCGCUGGAAUUCCAGAACGAUGAGAUCUUCAAAACUAUACAGAUCAAUAUAAUCGAUGACGAGGAAUAUGAGAAAAACAAGAACUUCUUCCUUGAGAUGGGAGAGCCUCAGCUGCUGGAGAUGAGUGAGAGGAAAGCUGUGUUGCUUCAAGAAAUUGGUGGAUUCGUGAAGACAGACAAAAGGCUUUAUGGCAGGGACGUCUACCGGAAAGUGCAGGGUAGGGAUAACCCUGUCCCCGCCACCAUUAUCAGCAUUGCAGAGGAAGGGGACGAGGAAGCUCUCUCCAAGAAGGAGGAGGAGGAACGCCGCAUCGCUGAGAUGGGCCGGCCCACCCUCGGGGAGCACGUCAAACUGGAAGUUGUCAUCGAGGAGUCGUAUGAGUUCAAGAACACAGUGGAUAAGCUGAUUAAGAAGACCAACUUGGCUCUAUUGAUUGGAACCAAUAGCUGGAGGCAGCAGUUUAUGGAAGCUAUCACAGUCAGCUCUGGCGAUGAUGAUGAGGACGAGUGCGGCGAGGAGAAGCUGCCCUCCUGCUUUGAUUACGUCAUGCACUUUCUCACCGUCUUCUGGAAGCUCCUGUUUGCCUUUGUGCCGCCCACUGACUACUGGAACGGCUGGGCCUGCUUCGUGGUCUCCAUCAGUAUGAUUGGCCUGCUCACCGCCUUCAUUGGAGACCUGGCCUCCCACUUUGGCUGUACCGUGGGCCUCAAGGACUCCGUGACCGCCGUGGUGUUUGUGGCGCUCGGGACGUCUGUGCCAGACACGUUUGCCAGCAAGGUAGCUGCAAUCCAGGACCAGUACGCCGACGCCUCCAUCGGCAACGUAACGGGCAGCAAUGCCGUCAACGUCUUCUUGGGGAUCGGCGUGGCCUGGUCCAUCGCCGCCAUCUACCACAAUUCCAAGGGAAACGACUUCCGGGUGGAUCCGGGCACCCUGGCCUUCUCCGUCACCCUAUUCACCAUCUUCGCCUUUGUCGCCGUGGCCGUGCUGAUGUACCGGCGCCGGCCUGAGAUUGGGGGCGAGCUGGGUGGGCCCCGGGGCCCCAAAAUCGCGACCACCUGUCUCUUCUUCAGCCUGUGGCUCAUGUACAUCAUAUUCUCCUCCCUGGAAGCUUAUUGCCACAUCAAGGGCUUCUAACUUCGCUAUAAAGGAUCUGAAAGCAAGAUUCAAAAAGCAAUAUUUAAAAGAUUUUUGAAAGCUUUAGCUUCUAGAGUCUUCAAAAGCUUCAGAAAGAUCUUCGGAAGCUUCUUAGUCUUUCAAAGCUUCUAUAAGGUCUUUAUAAAGCUAUUCAAAAGUAUUUGAAAGAUUCUAAAAUGAAAUUGAAAGAUUUUUAGUCUUUGAAAGCUAAAAAAAAAAGAAGAAUUUAUCGCUUUCAUCCAAGACCUCUGAACUAUGUACGAUUAAAUCCAAGGUUUUUGAAGGCAUUGACGUGUCACAUCUCCUACGCCAUUGACUACCACGUCCCGUUGUCCUAAAUCUAACAUCCGUGACAUCCAAUGCUUUAGCCAUCUACUGCCACAUCCAAGACAUGUGAAGAAUCCACUACUACAACUAAGGCCUCUAAACCAACACCAGCAGGAUGGUGGCCCCAAAAAAUUCAAACGUGAAAACGGAGGGAUUCUGUUUUUGUUUUUUUAACUAUUAAUUUAGUGUUUGUUCUCUAGCUCCUUCAAUCCUGUUGUUGCAGCUUUAUUUUCAAUGGAAGCUCUCUGUUGACUUUCAUUGGAUCAAGACUCCUAAGGCUGUGUAUCCAAAAAAAUGUCAUUUCAGAUGAAGCAAAAAACUUGUGCUUGUUUGGUUAUACAGAACUUCAAAGCUAUGCCUAAAAGCGCUGCUGGCUGGCGUCCACAAUUUCUAUUCAGUGCCCCCCCCCCCCAAAAAAAUACACUAGACAAAUAUGUCAUAAUAUUCCUGUAACACAGAAACGUGAGUGGUUGUUUAAAUGCGAAGGGCAUAUGGAUGAUAAAUACAUAGUUACUGAGGUAAAUACCUAAAUGUGACUAUAACUCCUGUUAUGUCUACACAGUACUGUUGCAGUCAUGACUGCAUCUCCAAUACCACAGACACUAAAGAAACCUUUCCUUACUAGAAGAAUGUCUUGAUAUAAAAUGUCACUAAUGCACAUGUUAUAUAUUUUUUGAAAUUCCCCAUGAAACAUUUAUCAGCGACAAUACUAUUACACUAGACAAGUCAAUAAAUAAUGAAUUAGAGGUGAAAUAAGCACUAUGGCUUUGUGAAGUGUAUUUACUGUAUAUCCUAUAAUGUCUUCUAUGAUCUUUCUUUUAAUUGUGUUAAACAUAUUUCAUUCGGUCGGCUUUGUCUGCUAACAGACCAUUUUUACAAUGAAGAGAUUGUGAGAACGUUAUACAGUGGAGACAGUGUAAAAGAUGAGAAUAUCACAGAAUAAUACACAGAGAUGUUUUGUCAAAAGGGGAUCUGAAUUUUCACUAAAAUACAUUUAACACAAUUUACAAAUGAAAUAUCAUUGUAAAACAAAAACUAAACAGUGUAAAUUAAAAUCAAGUUUUCUCAACAGAAAAUAUAUAAUUGGAAGGAAUGAGCCUAGAUAUCUUUCAGUGACAGCUUUUUGAAAAUGUUUUUAGGGAAGUGAAUCAACCUUUUCUAGCGUGGUUGGUUGAGUUGAAGCUCUUUUGAUAUUCUUAUCAGACCUCUUAUGACAAGAAUUAUAUCCUAAGACGAAGAUCCAUACUGUAUCCUUCAUAUUUGGGUGAAUAGGACUUCCAUCGUAGUAAGACGAUAAAGUCCAGAAAAUGUAUAAUAUGCCUUGGAUGGGCAACUUCCUUGAAUAGGCCUGCGGACCAAUAUAGAAAAAUAAAUAAAUAAAUUCUUAGGAGCUUCGUUGGAGUCUCAAUUUACAGUUGAGAGUUAGAAUAAUAGAAUACACAAGGUGCAAUUUCGAAAUUUGGUUGUGCUUCAGCCUCCACCCUAUGGCAAAAUUGGUAGAAUUGCAUGAAAUUAGCUGUAAAACUGCAAAUAUUUCUCUCCGCCCCAUGGCAAAAUUAGUAGAACUGCAUUAAAUUAGUUGUAAAAUAAAAAAAUAUUCUCUCCGCCCUGUUGCAAAAUGUGUAGAAUUGCAGCAAACUUGCUUUAAAACGGCAAGAUUUCUCUACACCCCAUGGCAAAAUGUGUAGAAUUGCAGGAAAUUAACUUAAAAACUUAAAAAAUGUUUCUCUUCGCUGUCACGAGGGGUUCGCUAAAAUGUUUUGUUCGCUGGGGGGUGGUAUUGAUGUGGCUACGCAGACCCACGAGCCACUGCAGUCCCUCAUGAUGAGGUCCAUUGCUCAUCCCUGUAGUAAGCUAUCAAGAUCUCCAAGACAGAGACUGCCAAUCCCUUUAUAUAUUUGAUGUCCCUAGCAUCUUUCAUUUUGUCUGUUAACUACUGCAGGUGACAGAGAAAACAACAAAAACUCUACAGUUGUGCUUCUUUCAUAGAAAAGUCAUCAAGAAUUUCUUGUGUGUCAAGUUUAGUCAUACAUUGUUGUUGAUUCCUUGUCCAGGUGUGCGGCGAUGUUCACUUUAGCGCCGUGGUGAGCAUAGUGUGCCAGUGUUGUCUAUACCUCGUGUUGUCUAUGUCUAAAUAAUCCUCAAUGUUGGAUUAUCAAUGUGCUACUUGUAAACUAUAUGCAUGAGUGUAAACAUAACUGUAUAUAAUAAGCCGUAGUUAUCAUUAACAUUAGGGGACACAUUUUGAUAAUGAGUAGUAAUGGAUUUGGGUUCAUUAAGUUUGUUUUUGUGUGUUUGCUCCUGGAACAAUGUCAUCUGAAAGACUACACUCUUUAAAGUAAUGUGAACAAAUCAUUUUCUUAUUUGUAUGAAAGGCAAUAUCUCAUACUCUUGUGUUGAUGAUAGUUAUUCGUACUGUCCAAAACGACAUUGCUCUGCUUGAGUUUGCUGAUGUCAAGUUUGAGGAAAAGACGAAGCAGUACUUUGUCUGUGUUAUCUGUUUUUGUAUAUAGUGUACAGUGUUGUCAAAGU